Messenger RNA from Coregonus sp. 'balchen', 5210 nucleotides. Lineage: Eukaryota; Metazoa; Chordata; Actinopteri; Salmoniformes; Salmonidae. The record is from the annotation of a GenBank genome assembly.
AUGGCCCCCUAUGUAGCAGCCAUGACCUCGGAUCAGCUCCUGGGCCCGCAGAUAUGCAGUCCUAUAGGGGAAGUGAAGGUCUUGCCUGAGGAGGGACGAGGGGAGAAGUCUGCCCCCUGCCCCCAGGAAGUGAUGGACUGCUAUGGCCACGCCCCCUCAAUGACUCACAGCCCCAGCACCGACAGGUGGGUCAGGACACGAACAGACACACACAACACACACACAUACAGAAACACACACAUAGGGAUGCAAGGGAGAGAGAGUGAAACACAGGGAAAGAGAGAGGGAGAGAACACAUGGAACAUGGGGGGGGGGGGGGGGGGGGGAAGAAGAAGAAGAAACCUGUAAAAAUGUUUUACAGCCGUGAUAAGUGGGAUUCAAAUUAUGUACAAUAACAUCCAUUGACUCGCUCUUAUGUCCUCCUUGUCUGUGUCCCAAAUGUCACCUUAUUCCCUAUACAGUGCACUACUUUUGACCAGAGCCCUAUGGUGCAGUAUAAAGGGAAUAGUGUGCCAUUUGGGACUAACCCCUUGACUCUCCAUUUUGCAGUGGUGUAAAGUACUUAAGUAAAAAUACUUUAAAGUACUACUUAAGUUGUUUUUUGGGGUAUCUGUACUUUACUUUACUAUUUAUAUUUUUGACAACAUUUACUUUUACUUCACUACAUUCCAAAAGAAAAUAAUUUACUUUUUACUCCAUACAUUUUCCCUGACACCCAAAAAUACUAGUUACAUUUUGAAUACUUAGCAGGACAGGAAAAUGGUCCAAUUCACACAGUUAUCAAGAGAACCUCCCUGGUCAUCCCUACUGCCUCUGAUCUGGCGGACUCACUAAACACACAUGCUUCGUUUGUAAAUUAAGUCUGAGAGUUGGAGUGUGCCCCUGGCUAUCCGUUUUUUUUAAAAGAAAAAGAAAAUGGUGCCGUCUGGUUUGCUUAAUAUAAGGAAUCUGAAAUGAUUUGUACUUUUACUUUUGAUACUGAAGUAUAUUUAAGCAAUUACAUUUACUUUUGAUACUUAAGUAUAUUUAAAACCAAAUACUUUUAGACUUUUACUCAAGUAGUAUUUUACUGGAUGACUUUCACUUUUACUUGAGUCAUUUUCUAUUAAGGUAUCUUUACAUUUACUCCAGUAUGACAAUUGGAUACUUUUUCCACCACUGCCAUUUUGCCCUGUGUUGACUUUGUCUCUCUGUUGUCCUGCAGUCUGAGCAGGGAGGAGCCAUUCUGUCGUAUCUGCCACGAGGGAGGCGGUGUCGGGGAGCUGCUCUCCCCCUGUGAGUGUGCAGGGUCGCUGGCCAUGGUCCACCGGGGCUGCCUGGAACACUGGCUCACUGCCUCCAACAGCAGCCGCUGUGAACUCUGCCACCACCAGUACUCCCUGGAGAGACUGCCCAAGCCACUCACUGAGGUAGGGGAGAAAGUGUAGGGUGAAAUUACCCCUAAAUGCUGAACUUGGGUCAGUUUAGCAUUUUACCCACUGUUGGUUAAGGUGAGGAUUAAGGGAGGGGAAGCUGAUCCUAGAUCUGUACUUCAGGGAAAUUUUACUCUGGCGUUAGGGGAGGCGGAGACAUAUGCAAGCAAACACACAAGCUCAAGCACACAUACACUUGCAAACAGACACUCAUAAGCAAACACACAAGAGAAAGGGUGCACACACGAGAGGCUGGUGGGAGGAGCUAUAGUAGGAUGGGCUCAUUGUAAUUAAUGGCUUUAUGAUUAGUCUUUAUAAUGAGCGCGUCCUCCUAUAGCGCUUCCACCAGCCUCCUCUGGCACACACACAGUGCAAGCAAAUGCAGGCACACACUCACACACACAAACACUCACACACACACACACACAAACACUCACACGAACGCACAUAAAUGUGGACUCAUACUGCAUCCUCAAAAACAAAAUGAUUAUUAUUUGUGACUACAGUAAACUACAGUGAAAUAGACUACAUAAAAAAUUGACUACCUAAAAAACUACAAAAUAGACUUCAUAAAAACUAAAACUACAGUAAAAUAGUUCUCAUAUACAUCAACUAUACUAUGCAGUCUUAAUUUAUCAGGGUUGAGGUCACUUUCAAUUCACUUCCUGAAUUGACUCAAUUGAAAUGGAAUUAACCCCAACCCCCAUGUCACUUAAUUUCAAACCCAUUAAGGAAUAUACAAACUGCUGUCUCAAAGAUGGAAUCUUCAUAGAAGAGAAGAAAACAAACAUUAUUCAGGUUGCAGAUAGAGAUAUAGUGUAUAGAACUGCAAUUACUCCCUAUUCUACAGUCCACAUAACCCUAUCUAUUCUACUCAACACAUUUCUAUCUGACCAUUGUGUAACAAUUCACCCUCCUGAAUAGAGCCCCUAGCCGGAUUCACAUUGGAGUGUAUGAUGUCACUGACUGCUUUUACUCAUAAAGCCACUUAGCCUGAGAAGCAGAUUAGAUGGUGUUUCCUGUCAGUAGCUGUAGCUGCUCCAUAGAGUUGGAUAGAGGGUGCACGUGGCCCAAACAUUGUUUUAGCAUGGGCACAGCGAUAUCAAGAGCUUUCUUCAUUUUGAAGUAGUCAACUGGGUGGGACUUGCAAUGGCUUAAGGAAGGAUCCCAGAAUUAUAUCCAGGUUGGCAGAAGGGGUCAGCCAAUGAAUUAUAUUCCUGAGCAAACAUCCCAUAAUGGCAGGUGGCAGUACAUCACCAACCAUGGCUUUAUACCUCCAGACUAUACACACUCCAGCACAUUAGGUGGUGCUAUGCACCUUUUCAGUUAAUUUAGAAACGGACAAUUCACUCUUAGAUGUAGAGGAAGAGGCGAUUGUCUACUUUAAAAUGGAGACAGCAUAGCCCUCAAUGGCACUGCCCAUGCUGACACAGAAGCAGCCAUUGCAAAGAUAUUAGCUUUCUAAUGCAUCUCUAUGAGAUUCCUCAGGACAUUACGUCGUCUUGUAUUAAUGGUCUCCUCCCAGCCUAUCGCAUGUGUGGUGGCCACUGGCACCGGGUAAUCAGCUGAUUAAGAACCAUGUGUUGUAUGCAGGGAGCUAAAGUACGAGGGACAACACACACACACACACACACACACACACACACACACACACACACACACACACACACAGGGAGUAGGAGAGAAAACAACAGAUCAGCUGACAGAUGAAUGGAGAUAUGGCCUGGAUCAUCACCAAAGGGUUCAAUAUUCAGUGGUCAACAAUUUAAAGUCUCAAAUUCUGAAGAAAACUGUUGUGAUUUUUGAUACUCAUCCAAAAGCCCAAAUCUGACGCCAUCUAAUGUAGAUACUGUACUUUUACAUAACAGUGAUUUAGAUUGUUCUGUUGUCUGGUCUACCCACUCUAACUUUACGUUCCCUGGCCAGUGAAUGGCACAUAUGAAACCAUGCAAUGCUUAAUGUCAAUUUGAAUUGAAUUGAUAUUACCAUCAUUCUAUCCAUUCUAAUUACAGUACAUCCCCCACCUCCCCCGUCUCCUCUCUCCCUCCCUUUCUCAGUGGCUGGGCUCGCCAGCCAUGCAGCACCAGAGACGGACGCUGUGUGGUGACGUCAUCUGCUUCCUGUUCAUCACGCCGUUGGCCAGCCUAUCAGGAUGGCUGUGUGUGCAGGGCGCCAUGGACUUGUAUUACAGUAACAGUAUGGAGGCUGUUGGACUCAUGGUGCUCACCCUGGCUCUCUUCACCAUCUACUGCUUCUGGACUGUGGUGAGUUGUUGGGGCUAUUGUGGGUUGGGGUUACAUUGGGAUUGUGUAUAGCAGUGGAGGCUGGUGGGAGGAGCUAUAGGAGGACAGGCUGGAAUGGAAUGAAUGGAACGGUAUCAAACACAUCAAACAUCUGGAAACCACAUGCUUGACUCCGUUCCAUUAAUUCCAUUCCAGCCAUUACAAUGAGCCCGUCCUCCUAUAGCUGCUCCCACCAGCCUCCACUGGUGUAUAGUGUAGUGGUGGAACCAUAUAAAUAGAAUGACUAAUAAUACUAUAAUUAUUAAAGGGAUAGUGCAAAAAAAUUUAUACUUCCCCAGAGUCAGAUGAACUCAUGGAUACCAUUUUUAAGUCUCUGUGGCCAGUAUAAAGAAAGUUAGAGGUAGUUUCACCAAUGCUAACUAGCGUUAGCGCAAUGACUGAAAGUCUAUGGGAUCAGGUAGCUGAUUGCCCUAACGCUAGCUGAUCCCAUAGACUUCCCGUCAUUACUAUCCAUCAGAGAUGAUAGAGAAAGUGAAACAUCCAACAGGCUCAUUUUAUUCUGGGUGGGCGAGGUAAAUAAGUAGACUAGAGCCGGCUGUUGUUGGGCAGUUUCCCAUAAAAAACAUUUUUCAAGGUUCCUGUAUGUGUAAGUGAACGUUCCCUUACCUGUGUACGCUCACGCGGAAAGCAUGCUCAAGCGAGAGGGGAAACGGCCACUUACACAGACAGGAACCAAUGAUUAACGGCCUUUUUGCGACAUCUUCACUAUCCACCAUCUUUGCUGUCCAUUUUCUUCAGUUUGGUGCCUAAUCAGCAUGGCCCUGGUUGGGGAAGUAAACAAACACAGCUUGUAUAAGUGAAGUCACCUGUGUUAUAAUUAAAGGGGAAGUUACGUAUUUUACAACUUAAUGUUAGCUGGUUCCUCACCCUGAAGGUAGUCUAUGCACCAGGAGAGAUUGUAAUCCAUGGUUCUGUUUUCUGUAAACAGCCACUACAAACUUCAGCUGACUUAAAGGGAAAUUUCCCCAUUUUCCAUCGUCAUAUUCAUCAUCUCCAGCACCACCCCUACAUCAACACAUGUGAAAAUGGUGUGUUUCUAUGUUUUGUAGUAAAAAAGAUAGAGGAAGAUAAGCAUUUCCAAAGACAUCAUCGGUGUGCGUCCUGUGAUUUUAACCAAUUAUGAGUAGGCAUUGCCUACUAAUUGUCUACCAAUUGGUUGAUGUCAUUGGAAACUCUUAUCUUCCUCAAUCUUUUUUAAUGCAAAACAUAGAAAUGCGCCAUUUUCACAUAUGUUGAUGUUUGGGGUGGUGCUGGAGUGAAUAUGAAGUUGAACAUUUUAGAAAUGUCCCUUUAAGCCACUGUCUGGUAAAAAUCAACUCCUCUCUUCCACCACCAGGUGUCACUGCGCUAUCACAUCCACCUGUUCAGGACGUGGAAACAGACAGACCAGAGAGUAAGGCUACAAAUCCCCCGACCGGCACGGACCAUGCACACACACCACACACUGAACCUCAGCUUCCUUAGCAAGGACACCAGAAAGGAGACUGUGGUGUAG